AAAAUUAAUUACCCAAACAGUACCUACCUACCUACUACCUACCGACAAUAAAUUACAUAAAAAAGAAUCAUCAAAUAAUAUGGCUAAAAUGAAAAGGUUCGAAGAGUUAAAUCAAAUACAAUUUUUUCUUGAUGAUGUAGAUAACGAAAUAACCAUGUUAUUACAAAGUCUGCAAUGGGAUAGAAACAAACUUAUAUCGGAUGUUACAAAGACUGCUUGCAUUUACAAUCAUCAUCACACAGUUCCCAGCAGUAGUAAAGUAUCUCAUGAAGAAAAAUGCUUCUUAAAAACAGAAGGCUAUUGCAGUAAUGAUAAACUAUUGCCUGAGCCUUUUGAUAACAAUUCUGACACAAUUGUUCAAUUAGGUUCAGAUGAUAUUAGAAAUAUAAUCGAUGUUGCAUCUAAAAAUGAUCCAUUAUUUAAAAGAGGCUGUGGGUCGGCCACGCAUCCUCUGACGGUGGAGCGUCUCCAAGCAACCUUCACAGCGGACGAGCGGCACGCGAUACACGAUGCUGUGGUUCGCACCGCCCCUGCCCGCCAUGAUCUCUCCGACCUCGCUCUCCUGGAUGGCAGCGCAGUCAAGGAGGAAGGUAAAACGAAGAGUCGAGUUGAGAUACUGGCCGAACUGCGCAACAUGAAGCGGCGUCGCGCCAAGUAUCGGGUCGCUGCUAAAACCAAGAACUACUCCGACAUUCUGCGGGACGUCAUUAAGACACAGAUGGAGCUCUAUACCGAAACACAGACGCAUAGCAAAAAUGGAUCGAAGCAGCAAAUUAAGAACGAAAUACACGAUAUAUCAACUUCUGUUCUUCAUAUUAAAAGAGAAAGGAGUUCCUCGACAGAAAACUAUAGAAAAAGCGUAGAUAGAAUCCAUAAUCAUCGACAUAUAGAUAUUAGUAAUGAUAGGGAUAGAAGACCGAGAUAUGACGAAAGGAGUAGAAAAUACGAUAGAAAAAGUGAUCAGCGUCAAAGAGACGAAAGAUCCGAAAAGUCAAAAGUUUCUUAUUCCAAAAGCUAUGAUCACAACAGUUACUCUAGUUCUUAUAGGAAUGGGAGUCGGGGAGAUUCUCACAGACAUAAGAACUCAAGAAUUGACGACAGUAGGUAUCAUGAUAGACAUUCUUAUGAAAAAAUAAAAUAUGAAGAGAAGAGAUCAAGACAGAAGGAUUUUAUUAAAUGUGAGCCGAAUUUUGGACAUAUUCAUGAGAAAAGAAAGAACGAAGAAAAGAAAAUACCAAGAGAUCGGGAAUCAAUAAAACGAGAACCUGAUUACUCUGGAUAUUAAGAUAAACAUAAGGGAAGUAGAUAUUAGGAGGAAUACGAGAAUAAUAUGAAUUAGAAAGAUAAAAGCAGUUUUUGUAGUUGUUUGAUUUGUAGUCAUGAUUCAAAAGUGCUUAGUUAAAGCCUAAUUGCAUAAAAUUUAUUUGACUUUAACUUUGUAUGUAGCUUGGGGAUGUAUACUACUAAAAUACUUCUGGAACAUAACCGAUGCUGUAUCGUCUAGAGAUCGGACUUACGUGUGAUACUAAGAUGUGUAAAAAUACAUUUGUUAAUAAAGGCAUAAAGGCAUUUCUUUUCUCAAAA
Molecule: messenger RNA, 1584 nt
Organism: Leptidea sinapis
Lineage: Eukaryota; Metazoa; Arthropoda; Insecta; Lepidoptera; Pieridae
Exons: 6
Coding region: 80-1285 (401 amino acids)
Source: RefSeq, a predicted model, not a curated record